Molecule: messenger RNA, 255 nt
Organism: Arabis nemorensis
Lineage: Eukaryota; Viridiplantae; Streptophyta; Magnoliopsida; Brassicales; Brassicaceae
Source: the annotation of a GenBank genome assembly
AUGAGUUCUACGAGUAAGGCAUGGACCGUGGCGGCGACCAUUGGAGUCGUGGAGGCAUUGAAAGACCAAUUAGGCGUUUGUCGAUGGAACUACGUUCUCCGUUCUAUGAAUCAGCAUCUCCGGAAUAACGUCAGACCCAUUUCUCAGACCAAAAGGUUCUCUUCCGCCGCCGCCACCACCACAGCCGGUAAUGCGAAGCAUGCGGAGGAAUCGCUCCGGACGGUCAUGUACUUGAGUUGUUGGGGUCCCAGUUGA